AAUUGGCCAAAUCCUCUAAUUUUUUGCCAAUCCUCUAACAACCAAACACCACCAAAUCUGAUCCACGUAAACAACGUAAUUAAGCUUAACGGCUAAAAUUAAGAAACAACGGGGGACCUAAAUCCCCGGUCUUUCUUUUUUUGGGCGGGGGAAGAAAAUCCGUUGACAUUGUUCUCAUAUCAUAAUUCGGAGUUUCGUGCUACCCCAAUUCAUUCUUAUUUUCUCUCUCCUCAAUUUUUGCAUGACAGAAUUUCAACACAAAUUUCCUCAGUUCUUAAUUUUCAAAUUAUAAUUUCCUUUCAUCAAAACCAAUUCAGGAUUCAACAUAGUUUCAGGUGAGGAUAUGGAGUAUGACGUUCGCGAUCUUUAUCCCCUGACUAGUCUGCAAAUCGGGGAUGUGCAAUCUUAUCUUUCACAAGCAUACCUGUUUUUUGCAAUCUAUAGUCAUAAGUUCUUGAUCCUGGUCGAUAAUCAUUCCUGGCGGAUGAAUAAUAAUCACUCCAAAUCUACCCACUUAAGGGAGCUGUUCGCCACUAAGUACAGGACGUCACCCUUCAAAAAUUCCAGGGCUUUGUUAAGGCGUGUCAGUGCACGUUACAAAGAUAACUCAAUUUCUUCAAAUGCUGAGAGGAAGAAACUGUACAGGUGGGUGUCUGUUGUCAAUUCUCAAAGGCGGAGGGCAAGAGCUUUCUUCUCUUUGGUGGAUUUACAUGUAGCUUUACAUGGCUUCAUAGUGUUUGAAGUUUACUGGAAGGAUAUACGUGGCAUCAACUACUUCAGUGAGCUUCAGACAGACGUAUCAAUGGCUUUUGAAGUGAAAUCAAUGAGAAAAUGGGAUUUCCACAGCAUUGACCAAGCUUCUAGUUGUAUCCAAACAUGGUUUUCAGGAUCAAAAUCAGAGACUGAAUCAUUAUGGAAAUGUCUAAUGUCCCUCGAUGAUAAAGUGCCUUCAUCUCCACUAAAAGUAAGAGUCUCUUUUACUGAUUUGCUCUUAGGAAAUGGAAAGCAUGCCAAGAGUUUGUCAGGUGAUGAUUUUUUUGAUGUCAGAGAAUGCCAUCAUGCUACUGACCCUUGUUGUGAGCAUAAACCCCCAGAAAAACAAAAUGAGCAGAAAACACCAAGAAGACAACAGGAUACAGAUAUUCAAUCUAUGCAUUAUGAGGACACACUACUGAAAUUCUAUUUUGAUGACAGGGACCUUCCUUUUACAUUCAAAAGAAUAAUAACAUCUGAUCCAAAACUUCUAACUUUGCUUGAGUCAGGCCUUCCUUCAUGGGUUAUCUUCCUUCAAUCUUAUCCUUUAUUCUGCAAAGUUUAUCGGCCUUGGAUGCGUCCUCUAGUGAGAACGCUUUAUGUAUUAAUCUCUCUUGUUACUUGUGUGAUUGGGUUUUAUGAUCUCUAUAAGAAUGUUCCGGUGUUGAAGGCUGCCUCAUCACAUAUUUGUGGGCCAUUAUUCAUCUGGAUAGAGGACUGGGAUAUGAUCUCCAGAGUUAGAUAUCUAGGAACAAUGUUGUUCCUUCAGAACUUUGAGAAAGCUAUGCGAUGGUCUCUCAAAAUUGGCCGAGUCUUCAAAUUAUUGCUGCUACUACUGACAAAACCAUUGAUGGAACCUCUUCAAGACCUAGUGGAGUUCACUUCGCCUGUAUGGAUUUUAUUCUGCGAAGCAGGAUAUGAUUUCUACAAUAUGGUGUCAUUUGCUUUGAUGUUUUUAUGCGAUCUAGUUGUUGACCUGUUUGAGCUUCUGUUCUCACCAUUCCAGCUUCUGUACUCGUACAUAAUAACUAUAGUUUCAUUCUUUAUCCCUAUUUUUGCUUCCAUAUGGGAACUUUGUCGAGUUCCACUCCAAAUGUGUUCUCCCAUGGCCAAUCAUGCAGCCUCUUUCUGUGGUAACAUAUACGAGGGUGUUCAAGGGAUGCUGACGCCCAUAGUAAACAAAACAACAGAUGUUGGUCAAUUGGCUACAAAUUUAUCUAAAGCAAAGACAACCACGAAGGAAGUUUCCGUGUGGAGUUCUCUAUGGAAAGAUCUGUUUUCAAAGGUGUUUCGCUCUCUGCGGAGUAUUUCGUAUGGAGUAAUUGCAUUCUUGGAUACAUGCAACCGACAUAGACUUAGCAUAUCUAACCACCUCAGUGAAUACAUAAGGCGCAUGUCUGAAGUGUUAUCAUCAGGAUUAAAAGCUUCUCAGCGGGCACUUCCAUCAUCGGGAUUGAAAGUUUCUCAGCCAGAAAGCUUUCAACAGAAAAGCCCAGAAACUCACGAUCACGAACACAUCGAAUGAACAGAAAGUCAGUCGUCUGUCCUGUACAAAUGUAGAUGAAUUCACAACUUAACUACCAGGCUAACCCAUGUUUAGCGGUAUAGCUAGUAAUUAGCCUAAUCAGGCUUGGAUGCUAGUAGUUGGUGUCCACUGAGGUAUUCUGUAACUGAUAGAUAUUAUAUUAGCCUUUUUAAAGUUAAAUUCUUGUACAGAAGAAUGAUGAUAUUGCUGGGAAAUCUUCUGUUAAGAGCUAUACUUAGAGCAUGUUUGGUA
Messenger RNA from Spinacia oleracea (spinach), 2530 nucleotides. RefSeq lists its product as uncharacterized. Lineage: Eukaryota; Viridiplantae; Streptophyta; Magnoliopsida; Caryophyllales; Amaranthaceae. The transcript has 9 exons. The coding region runs from base 344 to 2278 and encodes 644 amino acids. The record is from RefSeq and is a predicted model, not a curated record.